Molecule: messenger RNA, 5298 nt
Organism: Dromaius novaehollandiae (emu)
Lineage: Eukaryota; Metazoa; Chordata; Aves; Casuariiformes; Dromaiidae
Gene: GPATCH2
Product: G-patch domain containing 2
Exons: 10
Coding region: 217-1740 (507 amino acids)
Cellular component (GO): nucleus
Molecular function (GO): nucleic acid binding
Source: RefSeq, a predicted model, not a curated record
CGUGAUGGUCGCGCCCGGUUUCCUGCCGGUGCCGCAGCUGCUUCCGGGCUCUCAUCAUGGGGGAGUGAGGAGCAGCCCUGGCCGCCCGCAGCCUCCCUGCCCGGCCCUCGCCUGCCAGCCUCCGCCGCGGCGCCCCUCGGCCCGUCUCCGCUUGCCCCAGUCUCUGCGAAGCGGCGCCAGCCUCCCCGGGGAGCGGCCGGGGGAGGCGCCGGGUUCAUGUUCCGGGUCGCUGAGCCUAACCCGACCCGAGCUCAGGCGGCGAGAAAGAGCUGGCAUUUCAGUAGGACUAUGGAGGAGCUAGUCCAUGACUUGGUCUCAGCACUGGAAGAAAGUUCAGAGCAAGCUAGAGGAGGUUUUGCUGAUACUGGAGAUCAUUCUCGAAGUGUGUCUUGUCUUCUAAAGCGACAGGCAAGAAAAAGGAGGGGACGAAAGCGACGUUCCUUUACCACCCAUCAUCCCUGGGAGACUGGUCACUGUUUAAGUGAAGGUUCUGAUUCCAGUUUGGAAGAAUCAAGCAAAGACUACAGGGAAAGUCAUGCUAAUAAGAAAGACCACAGUGACUCUGAUGACCAGUUGUUGGUUGCUAAACGUCGACCUUCCUCAAACUUAAAUAACAUUAGAGGCAAAAGACCUCUGUGGCAUGAACCAGAUUUGGCUGUUGACAGUUUAGGAAACAGAACUCUGCGUAGGAGAAGAAAAGUGAAGCGGAUGGCCAUAGACCUGCCAUCAGAAGUCUCUAAUGCACUGACAAUAACUCAACGUCAGGAUAGCAGCAGAGAUCAAGAAAUGGACAAUGACAAUAAAUCAUACCAACAUCAAGAGUUUUCCAAGAGCAAAGUGAAAAAAAGAAAAGUAGCUGCAGCUCGACAAGGGCCAGAAAUCUUGGAUGAAGGAGUAGUUAUAGAAAAUGAAGAAGUGAACCAAGCAAAUAAGGACAAAAUGGAGUAUGAGGAACAAAAGGGCUCAGAUGAGAACAUGAGUGACAGUGAAUCCAGCAGUCUGAGCAGCAGUGAUGCUGGUUUGUUCACCAAUGAUGAGGGAAGACAAGGUGACGAUGAGCAGAGUGACUGGUUUCAUGAAAAUGAAUCUGGCGGAGCGUGUGGAAUUACAGGGGUCAUUCCUUGGUGGGAACAGGAGGACUCUCCAGAACUCGAGAGAGAAUUGCCUGAUCCAGUCUUUGAAAGUAUCUUAACUGGUACUUUCCCUCUUAUGUCCCAUUCAGGGAGAAGAGGCUUCCAGAGUAGAUUUAGUCAUCUUCAUGGAAUGCCAGCAAGAAACAUGAAAAAGGCUUCGGGAAAUCAGACUACGUUGAUUACUCCAGGACCGGGUGGUAGCAGGAAAACAGUUCACUUGUCCCAGGAUUCUCUUCACCAUGACCAUUGGUUUAGCCCUGGGGCUAGGAAGGAACAUAGCCAGCUUCAACUCUUGCGAGACAACCGAUCCGAAAGAGGACACAAGAAGAACAACUCAGUAAAAACAGCUAGCAGACAAACCAGCGUACACUUAGGAUCAUUGUGUAUGGGAGACAUCAAACGGAGAAGGAAAGCUGCUCCCCUGCCAGGACCCACAGGGUUUGUAGGUGAAAACACCCAACCAAUCCCAGAAAACAACAUUGGAAACAGAAUGCUUCAAAGUAUGGGCUGGACUCCUGGCACGGGCCUUGGACCAGACGGCAAAGGGAUAGCAGAACCAAUAAGAGCGAUCCAGAGACCAAAAGGACUCGGACUCGGAUUUAGCUGACAGCAGUGCACUCUGUCUGCCAAAUAAAAAUCAAGAUCAAAAUUAAUUUUAAAAGACCAAAAAAAGGAAAAAAAUGCAAACCUCCUAUUAUUCUUUGUGAUCAGAAAAUCCAAUUAUUCUUCUCUCAAAGAUCACUGAAGUCUAUGUACUUCACGUUAGCUACACCAGCUGCAAGGUACAGCCACAGUGACAAAACCGGCAUAUGAAUCCUAACUUUGUAAUGGUGCUAAAAUAUACAAACACUUCUACUUUUUUAUUUUCUGUGGUCUUAAAGUUUGUAUUAAGUAUAAAAUUCAGUAUAUUCACUCAUUCUUUUCAUAAAAGAUUCUGAGACAGCAGAUAUUAGUAUUUAGGCAAACUUUUUUUUUGUAAGUAUAAUUUCAUCUCAAGAGUCUUGAUAAGAUUUGAUAUCAAGGAAAGUGGAACUCUGUACAACUACUGUGUUUUUCCCCUUUUCAGACAAAAUUUCCAAACUUAAUAUUUCUAGAGAUUAACAGUAUUUGAUUAUAAGCUAAUUGACUGUCAUUUUGCCACGUUUCCCACUGAAAGGUGAUAUGAUAUGCAAUUUUGUAUAAGAAGAGCAUGAAGAAUGGCUUUAUCAUCUAGGAAUGCCAUUCCAACACCAUUAUCUUGCAAUGUAUCACUGUCUUCCAUGUUCAAGCUCUAAAGUAAAUCUUUUAUACUUGUUUUUACAUUUACAGGAUUAUCUUUUUUCAGCAGAUAUUUUAAAAAUGUAAAGUUUAUUCUGAGUUUGGAAUUCUCUUUAUAUUAAUGAUCCUCAAUGUGUUGACAUUUAAGAAGAGCUUCAGCUUUGAACCUGCAAAUUGUAUUUUAGAGAUGACUGUGUCUUGCAGUGUUUAUUAACUGGGUUUUGGCGUAUUCUGAACAAUGCAGUAUUCAACAUUGUGGUAUCAUUUGGUUUGUGAUCAUGAUGGUGCCAGUGAGCCACAAUCUUUAAGGAUCAUGAAGAAACAGAAAAGGCACAAGCAUGACUGGGGUGGAGGGAAGGAAGGAAAGAUACUUUGGUGGCAUCUCACAAAUCUAAACCAGCAAUUUAAAAUCAAGAGGGAUCAUUAAGUGUUUUAAUCAGUAUCUAGUGUGUCUAAUGUCAGCACGAGUAAUUUCAUUAAGCACCAACCAGUCAAGCUGCUAGGAUGCUAUUUGUCUGCAGUAUAAAACAAAUUCUGCUUUAAAAUUAAAUGAUAGGACUGAAGAUGACUGUUGUCCAGAUGGACUAAGGAGAAAAUCUUGUCCCCACUGUGAUAGCUGGCAAUAUUUACACUGACUAUACACAGAAUAGGAUUUCUUUCCUCAGUCUUUUUUCUUCAAGAGGAGGAUCUCUCCCCUCCUGUGCUCCCAAACUGCAUACACAAAGAUGCUUGCAAAGAUAACGUUAGGAUAAGAAGAGCGCAGUUCACAGUGGCUGUGAAAUAUAAUGAUGAAUUUUAAAGUGUGUUUUUAUAACUUUUCUUUUUUGCUCAACUUCACCAAUUUUUCCAGAAGAAUAAUGCUAGGAAAACAAAAGUAGCAGCAUUAUAGUAUUGAAUUUGUUUAAAAGAAAUGUCUAGUCUUUCCAGUGUUAGUACUGUCAUUUUGGGGAGCAUUCUUUCACCAUUUAUAUACUGUAGAGUAACAGGUUAGUGCCUCAUGUUAUUUUUAAUUAUAGGUGAAUGCACAUAUUUUCCAAGUUUCAGGAGAACCAGUUAUUACUGUUUAAGUACAUAUUAUCCUGGUGUGGUUUUGCUUUUUGAAAUGAUAAUAAAUUGUGAAGAUCUGUUAUUUGUCAUCAACAAAGAUGUACUUUUUAUGGAAGGUUUUGGGGCAUAGCAUAAUGUGAUUUAGCCACUUCAGAUUUCUCUUGCACGACUGAUCUGAGUUAAAUACAUUGCAUAUCCAAAUAAUUUCAGCACCACAUAAUUGCAGUGGGCCAAGAAUGUGGAAUUCUGCAGUUAGGGGAUGUAUCCACCUCUGUAGUUGUUAUUUAUAAUAAUGAAUUAAUGUGGAAUGUUGUGGAAUGCUUCCAUUCUUUCAAUGUAAAGUGCUACUAAGGUUGAAUUCCAAAGACUUAUUUGUAUUGCACACCACAGUCAAAAAUUCCUUAAAAUCAUUUGCAACGUGUGAUUUAAGGGCAGAAAUGAAUCUUUACAUUCUAGUUGUUCUUGCAGUAUUUGCAGAAUUAUAAAGAAAUAGUUAUUCUCUAUUAAAAUUCCACUGUUGUGUUUUGGUUACAGCACCUACAUAUUAUUGUUCGGAAAUUCUAAAUAUGGCAUAUAUAACACUGUUUAAAGUAUUUCCAUGCAAUUUACCAUAGCAGCAGUUCUUCAAGAAGUCAGUCUGCAACUGGAAAAGUACUUGAAAAUAUUUCCUGUUUUGAAACAAUAAGGCGGGGAGGAAUAAUAGAAACAUUUUGAAACAAACACCUCUUUAGGCCGUUCACCUCUUUAUUCAUCCGCUCAUACAGGUACACUGAUGCAGUCAAUCCAAUAAACAACCUUAAUGGAAGAAGUAUUUAGUCUGAUCAGAAAUCAGAGCUAGAAUAUUAUAACUUUUUGGUUUAAAUCAGUCUAUUAGGGAGAAAUUGUUAGACGUUAAGGCUAGUCAAAUUGAUUUCGCUGUAGAGAUAAAAACACUGUCUGUUGUCCAGCAGGUAUUCUUACAGAUGCCACAGCUGACAGUCAGCUUCAUCUGUUAGAAGCUGUAGAAAAAAAGAUGCGUUAAAAUAUUUUAAUGUAGUGUUUUGAUAUGUUUUUAUGUUGCAGCAAACUUUCCAUUCUGACUUAUGCUACCAUUUCCAUUUCUGUUUUUCCACAUCUCACAGCAGUGUUUCAAAGAUAUUCCAGUAGUGUAAUUUUGCACAGCUAGAGCUAGUGGUAAGAAACAAAACAAAAAUGCAUUGAGCUUUUUCUUUUUUAAGUCAUUGCAAUGUUAGUUGGCUUUGAAACAAGUCAAAAUACUUAGAUUUGUUCUCUAGGUUUUUCCCUUAGCUCACUUGAAAUCAUACCACGACCAUCUGCUGUAAAGCCGCCUCACACUACUUUAAAAUGCCUGCACAAGUAUUUUCAGGUAAUAACUCCUACUAGCUGUAACAAUGAGGAUUUUUUGCCUAUAUAAAUAAAUAUAGGAUCAUCUUGUAUCUAAAAGUUUCCAUCAUUCACAGGAUUCUCUCCAUUUAGGUGUUUGAUUAAUCAGUAGCUCAGUGGUUACCAUAAUAUUCUGCCUAUGCAGAAUACUUAGUAAAACAAGUAUUAUCAGCAUUGUGUUUUCCUACAUGUUCCAUUGUAUCUCAAAGUUCUGUGAAUUGAGCCAUUAACUGUUAAUAAGAAAGUACAUGAGCAGUUGCUGGCAGAAUCUUAUUUUUAAAUAAAUAUUUGUUGGAGUCAGAGAAGCAUUGUCAAUAUGCUUAUUUUAACAAGUUUGUCCCUGCAUUUGUCUUUCUGCAAUUAAGGUCUAUAACGGAUGUAGAAUGGCAGUAGCCAAUAGCUAAACAAUAUGUAUAGAGUGCUUUGCUUUAACGGCUCAAAUGCGAGAUGAAAUAAAAUAAAUAGACUCCAUUCUUCA